AUGUUGGAAAAUCAAGUAACAUAUGAAAGAAAUUUAAGAGAAAUCCCUACUUUGCCUAUUGCACGUAAAAGUGUUGUUAUGGGUACAACUUGGACAUUUAAACCAUCAGAUAAAUACACCUUUGUACAACUUUGCACUUCAAGGAUGGUUGAAAGAUUUGGCAGAGAUUGUGCAAAUUAUGAAGAAAUUAAUAUAAAAUUUAAUAAUAAGUUAGAGAUGAGAGGAAAUGUCACAAAUGAAAUGAUGCAACCGAAACAAAACAAUAAUCAUUUAUCUACUACUAUUGCAACAUCUACUGCUGCAAUAGAAUAUGUGAAAACAAAAUUCACAAAGAAAGAAAAAGAACCACCACAAAAAAAAAAUGACAAUUUUAAUGCUGCAUCAACAAGAAGCAAGGUAGUAAAAUCAUCUUCAGAAUAUUUGAAAUCUAUUUCACAAGCUUUAUUAACAAAUAAGUUUGACAUACCUAAACAAAUCGUGGCAACUCAAUCCAGAAAAAGAAAAGAAGUAGCACCAAUUAAAAUAGCUACCACAAGGAAAAUAAGGAGACUCAAGAAUCUAAUCAGGAAAUUUACACCGUCAAUGAUCUCUAUAAUGUAUGCACAUAUACCAAACCACUCAAGUUAUCACCACCAAGAGAAUCUAAUGAACGGCAAAGAUUUAGUUCAUGAGCUAAGACCAACCAUUGUGGUUGAUGAUUCAAGCAUGACCACUUUCACUCUGCCAUUACAAGGCGAUUCUGGAAUUUCAUCUUUAAAUGAAAGUCCUCCAACUGGUAUUUUACAUGCAGUUGAUUUAACAGGUGUGGAAGAUGGUGUAGUUUUAGCUUGGCAUAACAACUGGGUCUUGGUAGCACGUUUUGAUGAUCAUGUAGUAAUCAAAAGAAUAUCAUGUAGAUUAUGUAAGAGGGUACUUGAAGCAGCUUUUAAAUAUUUAAGUCUUUAUGAACUUCCUGAAGCGCAUGAAGUUACUCUUUAUGAAUACGAAGACUAUAGAAUAGAACUUGCUAAAUGCAUACACUGCAUACAAGAAAAGUAUUCUAUAGUUCAUAAUCCAAAACGAAGUGCUUUUAAAGAACAUGAACCAAUUAGCGAUAAAAUACAACUUGGACCAGGCUUAACGCAAAAUGAAGAAUCAAUAAUUAGUUUAAAAGCUGGUAUUUUAGAAUGCUCUACUAAGUCAGGGAAUAAGUUGUGGGUGGAUAAUAACCAAAAAAGAUAUGUUCCGGCUGCAGGAGAAUCUGUACUUGGAAUAGUGACACAUAAAACUUCAGAAUUUUAUCGUUUGGAUAUUGGAUCUGCUCAUCAAGCAAUCCUAUCCAACUUGGCGUUUGAGAAUAUAGGAAGUUUAAUAUAUGCAAGAGUUUUAUUAGCAAAUAAAGAUAUGGAACCAGAACUUGGAUGUGUUAAUCCAGAAAAUGGUAAAGCUGAUGGAUUUGGUGAAUUGAAAAAUGGCUAUUUAUUAAAAUGUUCUUUAAGACAUUGUAGAAGUGGAUGA
Molecule: messenger RNA, 1497 nt
Organism: Entrophospora sp. SA101
Lineage: Eukaryota; Fungi; Glomeromycota; Glomeromycetes; Entrophosporales; Entrophosporaceae
Source: the annotation of a GenBank genome assembly